GCUGCUCGUGGUUUAAUUGGUCAGUAGCUCGUGUGCGCCUGCUGCUGCUUCUGCAUUCCCGCUGUAGGCGUAACCCCACCAUUAAAUCAAAAUUUGUCUGCUUUCUAAAGAUCCUUUUUUCUUUACCACACUUUAUCUCUUUUAACAUCACUGCGUCCAAGUGAUUUACACAAUGGACAAAGACACUGUGCUGACUCAUAUCCUGAAGUUAAAGGGCAUGUCAACACUUCUUGGUGGAGAGCUGCCUGUCAGUGUGAUAAACAACAAUAAGUACAUAUCCCUGCUGACUUCUGAAGCUCAGGUGACAGACAGAAAUGUGGACGACAACUUGCCCUCCCUUGAUUAUGCAAUCCACGCCGCUCUGUCUGGUGAAAUCAAGACUGUGAUACUGGUUGGUCCUGAAGGAUCAGGUAAAACCACUGUUUUGAAGAAGCUAGUUGUGGACUGGGCAAAUGGAGAACACCUUCAAACCUUUUCUUAUGUUUUCCAUUUCCAGUUGAGGGAGUUAAAUUCUCUUAAUGGGAUGCUCUCCUUGGAGAAAUUAAUGUUGCAUUGUCACGAUCACAUCCCUCCUGAGUCCUUGUGCCUUGUUCUGCAGAAGCCUGAGGAUGUGUUGUUUGUUUUUGAUGAUCUGGAUCAGUGUAAAGACAGCCUGGACCCCUCUGUCCACACCCUCUGCUCUGACCCCAGCCAGGUGGCCUCAUUGUCCUGUUUAGUGGCCAGCUUGCUUCAUGGGUCACUGCUGAAAGGAGCUACCUUUGUGGUGGCAACCAGGCCGACAGGAUGUCUGAAGUUUCUGAGUGGAACCCAGGUGGAAGGGUUGGGGUUUCUGAAGCCACAAAGAGAGGCCUACUUUAACGGGUUCUUUACUGACCCAGCUACUGCCAACAAAGCGCUAACGCACAUGGAAAGGACUCUAGGCUUUUAUGAUAUCUGUACCUCCCCAAGAUUUUGUUGGACAGUCUGUUCUAUGUACAAGUCUCUGAUGGAUGCUGGAGCAAAACUUCCUGAGACGUUAUCUCAGCUUUAUGUAGAUAUCCUGGUCCACCUGAUUCAGACACUCUCGUUGAAUGAAGCCUGCAACAGAGAACUAGUGUUGGCCCUCGGCAAGAUGGCAUCUCAUUGCUCCCUUGACCAGCAUUGGAGCUGUACCAAAGAGGAAAUGGAUUCCUUUGGUUUUCAAAGAUUUCUUACCUCAGUUGGUGUUUUCUUCCAAGUAGAUGGUGACCGGUCAGAUCAAUGCGUCUUCUCCUUCCACUCCCAACUGAUGCAGGAGUUCCUCUUGGCCGUGUCUCUCUUUUUGGACAAGGCGACGUCUGAGGGCAUGGAGAAGAUGUUGGAAAAGCACAAAUGCCGUGCAGAGUUUCUAGAUAUCUUCCUGUCAGCACUCUCGGAGCCAAUUCAGCGCAGACCGCUGGAGACCCUGCUGGGGGAGUUGAACUCUGAUCGCAUCAUGGAUUUCAAAUGUUGGUUUAGAAGCAGCUCAGAGAGGACACUGAAGGGAUGGUACAAAGAUAAGCACCACCAUUGCUUCCAUCUGCUUCAUCAAGCUCAAAAUGAGAGUUUGGUGAAAGAGAUCAUCACCUCCUCAGUACGAAUAGGCAUCAGCUAUGGAGACCUGAGCCUCCAGGACUGUGUAGCUCUGAAUUAUGUUGUCACGUGCCUCGGAGUGAUGGAGCAGUUGAAUCUGUACCAGACAAGGAAUUUGACAGAGGAGAAAGCAGAGAGGCUCACUCCAACUAUGAGCUUGUCACAUAAUAUCAUCUUGUCAGACAGCUCCUUGAGUACUGGGGCUGUCCCACACCUGGCUUCAGCUCUCAGCAGAGGCGUCACCAAGGAGCUGGAUCUCUCUCAAACCCGCCUCGGAGAUGAAAAGCUCAAAAUUUUCUGUGCUGGACUCAGAGACUGCAAGCUGCACGUAUUAAAACUUCAAGUAUGCAGACUGACAGAAGCAAGCUGCGAAGCUCUGGUGUCUGUCCUGACCUCAGGCACCUCUCAGCUGUGUGUGUUAGACAUGAGCUUUAAUCAGAUCGGGGACCAGGGCUUCACAAAACUGUGCAAAGCACUGCAUAGUCCUCACUGCAAACUACAGGAGCUCCAGCUCCAAAGCUGCGCGUUGACUGCAGCAUCCAUGAAGGCUUUAUCAGCAGCUUUGUGUUCUGGCCAAUCACAGUUGAGAAAAGUGAACCUUACACAAAACACGAUUGGUCACAGUGGAGUGGAGGCUUUGUGCAAGUCCCUGCAAUACCCGCUUUGUAAACUACAGAGCCUCAAGUUCUUUGAUAAUGAGCUGACAGGUGUAUGCUGUCCUCAUUUGAUGGAGGCCUUGAUGUCAGAGCACAGCUCUCUGUCAGAGCUGGAUCUGUCAGCAAAUGAUUUGGGCCAGGAGGGGGCACUGCUGCUCUGCCAAGCCCUCCGUCGACCUGGAUGUCUAAUAGAAAAACUUGGGUUGAAACGAUGUGAGUUAACCCAGCCGGUCUUCAAGGAACUGGGCUCAGUGCUGAGAAGUGGGACUGCUCAACUUAAGUCUCUGACUGUAGGUAUAAAUGAAGUAGGAGACCAAGGGGUUAAACAUCUUUGGGAUGCUAUUGCACAUCCAAGCUGUCUGUUGGAGGAACUGGACGUUGAAAUGACUGGUUUGACAGAUGCCUGUGUUGAGGACUUGUGUGCUGCUAUAAGAACUAGUAAGACUUUGAAGAGCCUGGAACUGAGAAACAACUCACUGACCGAUGCUUCUGUCCCAGCCCUCGUCCAAGUCAUGCAGGACAGCCACAACAUGCAGGAGAUGAACCUGAAGUACAACAACUUCAGUGAAGAAGUUUUUGACAUGCUGAAUGAGUGUGAUAAAAUAAGAUACUGAAGAAGAUGGAUUACUCUCACAGACUGCUAGAGGAUCACACGCAGUAUUGUAGUGAGUGCUGUCAUGUUAUUGUUACAGCUGAAAUGAUUAGUGCACGAAUCCAUUUGUCAAACAGAAAAAUAACUUGAUAUAACUAUUUUGACAAAUUAAUUGUUUAAUUUUUCAAGCAAAAAUGCCACUGGGGAAAAUUCACUUACUCCAACUUUUGUUUGUCUUACAUGAAAGUAAAUAAAAUAUCUUUAGGCUUGGACUGUUAGUCUGACCUUUUAAGAAAUCCUGAUGGGCACUUUUUACUAUUUUCUAUUCUCUCUAUUUUGUAAAUCAAACGAUUAAAUCGAUAAUGAAAACAA
This is a messenger RNA of Siniperca chuatsi (mandarin fish), 3210 nucleotides long. RefSeq names its product NACHT, LRR and PYD domains-containing protein 3. The transcript is spliced from 9 exons. The record is from RefSeq and is a predicted model, not a curated record. Lineage: Eukaryota; Metazoa; Chordata; Actinopteri; Centrarchiformes; Sinipercidae. Gene Ontology annotation, cellular component: cytoplasm. Gene Ontology annotation, molecular function: protein binding. Bases 173 to 2860 code for a protein of 895 amino acids.